AUGCUGUUGAAUCGCGUCCUCCUGGACGUCUACACCCGCAGACCUCUUCUCUGUCUCUACCGGCCCAUCGUCAUGAGCGAGAGCCGUGACGAUAGAGCGUUCUUUGAAAUCCAGCAAUCAUGCCUAGAAUCCUCACUUGUCAUUUUGUCAUAUCAAGACUACUUCGACCCUAGCGUGGCCGACCUUGACGUUUUCAAUUCGACCUCCUACUGGGACAUCUUCCAACUCUUCUGCAAAAACGAUAUUUUGUGGGCGGCGUUGGGCGUCUGCGGAUACAUGAAGCUAUCGACUCAACAGCAGUCGACAGCCUUGAGUUCGCCCCCUCAACCCCAGCCUGGUUCCUCUCCAACCCCACGGGCGGCAACUCAUACCAAGGCCAGCUUGACUCGGACGGUCGAAAAUACACUCGAUGGCCUGACACGCAGAAUCGGUGAAACCGGCAGCAAUCUCAAGGACGUUCUACUUCUUGCCGUGGUUUUGCAGUCGGUGCGAGCUCGUGAAUUAGGCCAGAUGAAAGAACGGUGGAUGCAGGAAGGGGCAACCAAAGCUUUGUCUGCGUGUCGGCAGCAUUUACUCCCCUAG
Molecule: messenger RNA, 582 nt
Organism: Aspergillus chevalieri
Lineage: Eukaryota; Fungi; Ascomycota; Eurotiomycetes; Eurotiales; Aspergillaceae
Exons: 1
Coding region: 1-582 (193 amino acids)
Source: RefSeq, a predicted model, not a curated record